GCCCCCUCUGAGCCGCGGGGAAACGGGGCCGCCUGGGCGUGCCUGGUUCUAUGUAAUCUCAUUGGGCAACAGCAGUGGAAUUCGUCUGUCCAAAAUGGUUUAUGGUGAAUUUUUCCGCAGACCUGGCAAAGAUGCAGAACUUAUCAAUUUGAAUGUGGGUGGCUUUAAGCAAUCAGUGGAUCAAAGCACCUUGCUCCGAUUUCCCCAUACCAGACUUGGAAAACUUCUCAAAUGCCAUUCAGAAGAGGCUAUUCUAGAACUGUGUGAUGAUUAUAGUGUGGCAGACAAGGAAUAUUACUUUGACAGGAAUCCUUCCUUGUUCCGAUAUGUUCUGAACUUCUACUAUACGGGCAAACUUCACGUUAUGGAAGAACUUUGUGUCUUUUCCUUCUGCCAGGAAAUAGAGUACUGGGGGAUAAACGAGCUGUUUAUUGAUUCCUGCUGCAGCAAUCGGUACCAAGAACGGAAAGAGGAAGGUCCUGAAAAAGACUGGGAUCAGAAGAGCAACGACAGUAUGGACUCCUCCAAUGAAGAGUCAUCCAUAUUUGACAAAGAGCUAGAAAAGUUUGAUAAUCUGUGUUUUGGUGAAAUAAGAAAGAAGAUCUGGGUCAGGAUGGAAAAUCCUGCAUACUGCUUGUCUGCCAAGUUAAUUGCCGUGUCAUCCCUGAGUGUUGUUCUGGCAUCAAUUGUAGCCAUGUGCAUUCAUAGCAUGCCAGAAUUUCAAAGGCUGGAUGCCAAUGACAGGGAGAUUGGAGACCCUGUGCUGGAAGCUGUGGAGAUUACAUGCAUCAUCUGGUUUACUGCUGAGCUGGUGAUCAGGCUCUUCACUGCUCCAAGUCAGAAGAAGUUCUGGAAGAAACCACUGAACAUCAUUGAUUUUGUCUCUAUUAUCCCAUUUUACGCCACACUGGCUGUGGACACGAAGGAAGAAGAGAGUGAAGAUAUUGAGAACAUGGGGAAGGUGGUUCAGAUCCUGCGGUUAAUGAGGAUAUUUCGCAUCCUGAAGCUGGCCAGGCACUCCGUAGGACUGCGGUCUUUGGGCGCCACUUUGAGACACAGCUACCAAGAAGUUGGACUUCUGCUUUUGUUUCUGUCAGUUGGGAUUUCUAUUUUUUCAGUGCUUGUCUACUCAGUGGAGAAAGAUGAUGACUCAUCAGAGCUGCAGAGCAUCCCUAUUUGCUGGUGGUGGGCAACCAUCAGCAUGACCACUGUUGGUUAUGGGGACACUUACCCGGUCACGCUUGCUGGAAAGCUGCUCGGCACCCUCUGCAUCAUCUGUGGGAUUCUGGUGGUAGCACUUCCAAUCACCAUUAUUUUCAAUAAGUUUUCUAAGUACUACCAAAAGCAAAAAGCUAUUGAUAGAGACCAGUGCAACAAUGAUCGCAAAGAGAAAAGCAAUGACCUACCCUAUUUUAACAUUAGGGAUAUUUAUGCAAAAAAGAUGCACUCCUUCAUUUCUAGCCUUUCUUCAGUAGGAAUUGUGGUCAGCGACCAAGAGUCAACAGAUGCCUCCAGUAUCCAAGAUAUGGAGGAUGCUUAUAACACAGUAUCUUUAGAGAAUGGUACAGGAAAAUGAGUUGAAUCACGUUUGCUUCUCUUUAUUUCUCUUCUGAUUCUUGGUAAAUGUGGACUGACAGACUUCAGUGAAUUCAUUAAGAGCAGUUGAUUCUCAGGGUACUUAACUCUCAGCCAUAUUUGGACAUUCUUUGCUCUGAGGAUGCCAUAAAAGCUUCAUUGUUUAUAUGAGGUUUUAAAAUAUGCCUCGUACAGUGGUUUAGUUUUUACACAACUAGUGUUAUGCAUUUUUGGGGACAAAAAGCUGGGAAAAGAGUUUUACAUGUGAGAUAAGUGGGGUCUUUUUGAUUUGUGAGUAUUGUUGUUUGAUUUGUUCAUUGUUUUUUCCCCUGCAGCAGUCUCAUAUCUUACACAGAAUUUGCUUUUAUAAUUUGCUGCUCUUCUGGUAGAGAUGCAUUAAAAAUGUGUAAGAACUAUUGCACAAGUUAGUGAAGUUUUCACCUGCAAAUACAUUAGAUAAAUGAAGGAAUUGUGUACAUGUAAAACUGUGUUCACUAACAAAUUUGUGUAAUUUUAGAGUUGGGAAUCCAUUUCCUAAGUUGGGGCAGAAAAUAUAUUGGUACAUAUUGUUUUUACUCCAUGGAAGCAUAAUAUUUAUUAAUUUCUUUCCAAAAGCACAAUACAUUU
Molecule: messenger RNA, 2202 nt
Organism: Melospiza georgiana
Lineage: Eukaryota; Metazoa; Chordata; Aves; Passeriformes; Passerellidae
Gene: KCNS3
Product: potassium voltage-gated channel modifier subfamily S member 3
Exons: 2
Coding region: 95-1576 (493 amino acids)
Biological process (GO): potassium ion transmembrane transport; protein homooligomerization
Cellular component (GO): membrane; voltage-gated potassium channel complex
Molecular function (GO): voltage-gated potassium channel activity; protein binding
Source: RefSeq, a predicted model, not a curated record